This is a messenger RNA of Hyphopichia burtonii NRRL Y-1933, 1560 nucleotides long. RefSeq names its product FG-nucleoporin (gene NSP1). Gene Ontology annotation, biological process: RNA export from nucleus; protein import into nucleus. Gene Ontology annotation, molecular function: phospholipid binding; structural constituent of nuclear pore. The record is from RefSeq and is a predicted model, not a curated record. The transcript is spliced from 2 exons. Gene Ontology annotation, cellular component: nuclear pore central transport channel; nuclear pore. NCBI's taxonomy places the organism in Eukaryota, Fungi, Ascomycota, Pichiomycetes, Serinales, Debaryomycetaceae. The coding region runs from base 1 to 1560 and encodes 519 amino acids.
AUGUCUUUUGGUUCAAGUAAUACUGGUUUUUCUGGUUUUGGAAAUAACUCUAAUAACCAGUCUUCUGGCAGUGGCUUGUUCGGAAAUCAAUCCAAUAGCCAAUCCAAUAGUCAACCUUCUGGUGGGUUGUUUGGAAGUAAUAACCAAUCUUCGAGUGGUGGAUUGUUUGGCGCUAACUCGAAUAAUGCUGCGAACCCAUCCACCCCUAAUGCCAAACCAACCACUGGUGGUCUUUUCGGAGCCUCUAAUAACACUGCUUCUGGUGGUCUUUUUGGAGCAUCUAAUAAUACCGCUUCUGGUGCCGCCCUGACCUCAAAUGGUGGUUUGUUUGGAAAUCAACCAAAACCUUCAGGUGGUUUAUUUGGAAACCAAUCAAAUGAAAAUAAACCUGCCUUCUCCAUAAAUCCUCCUUCUGCUGACUCUUCUAAAUCAACAACUCCAGCAUUCCUGUUUGGAGCUAAACCAGAAGAAAAGAAAGACGACCAACCUGCUGCUGGUGGGUUAUUCGGUUCUAAACCAGCUACUGGAUUUGCUUUUGGUGCUAAACCAGAAGAAAAGAAAGACGACCAAUCUGCUACAGGUGGUUUAUUUGGCGCUAAACCCGCUGAAUCUAAACCUGCUACUGGUGGAUUCUCAUUUGGUGCUAAACCAGAAGAAAAGAAGGAUGAUAAGCCGGCAGCUGGUGGAUUAUUCGGUUCAAAACCCACUGAAUCUAAACCUGCUACUGAAGAAAAGAAGGAUGAUAAACCUGCUGCUGGCGGAUUUUCAUUCGGUGCCAAACCAGAAGAAAAGAAAGAUGAUAAACCUGUUUCCUUCGGUGCCAAACCAGAAGAAAAAAAAGAUGACAAACCAGCACCUAAUAAACAAGAACCAAAUCUUAAACCUACUCAAAUUCAACCGAAACCAGUCUCGAUUGAUAAUAUGAAUAUGGAUGACUUGAUAUUGAAAUGGUCAAGACAACUCACCACUGGUUCUAAUAUCUUCCAAGAGUAUACCGAAAGAGUUAAGGAAUGGGAUCAAGAAUUGGUGAAUAGUGGUGAAGAAAUAACACACUUGAAUCAAGAAACUUUAGAAGCUGAAUUAUUACAAAAGAAAAUUGACCAACACUUGUUAUUUGUUGAAAAUCAACAAGAUGAAUUGGAUCAAGUUUUAGAUAAUUAUGAACAACAGGCAGAUAUUUUACUCAAUAACAUCGAAUUGAAUUCUGAUGUUACUAACUCUUCUAAGGAUAUGAGCUCAGCUAACGGAUUAAGCGUUACAGAUAAGUUACGUGAAAAGGCAUAUCAUAACGCAGAGUUAUUAGAUGAAAGAUUAGAUACUUUGGGUGACAACUUGACCACCUUAAUCAACGAAAUCAACUCGGUCAGUGAUGUUUUUAAUAAAAACUUAUUGAAUGGAUUUUCCAAUUCUGAAGCUAAAGCCAAGGGUGAAAACCCAGUUGAAGAAAUUGUCAAAUUAUUGAAUUUACACUUAGACAACUUAAAAUACGUUGAAAAACAAGAACAAAUUCUACAAGAAAAAGUAGCCAAAGCUUCUCGUACUAAGAAGCUCCAAUAUUAG